Messenger RNA from Carcharodon carcharias (great white shark), 7348 nucleotides. It is a transcript of the gene tgfbr2b, whose product is annotated as transforming growth factor beta receptor 2b. Bases 177 to 1901 code for a protein of 574 amino acids. Gene Ontology annotation, biological process: heart development; transforming growth factor beta receptor signaling pathway; protein phosphorylation. The transcript is spliced from 7 exons. The record is from RefSeq and is a predicted model, not a curated record. Gene Ontology annotation, cellular component: plasma membrane; signaling receptor complex. Lineage: Eukaryota; Metazoa; Chordata; Chondrichthyes; Lamniformes; Lamnidae. Gene Ontology annotation, molecular function: type I transforming growth factor beta receptor binding; SMAD binding; ATP binding.
CUGUUUCCCCUUAAGUACAUAAACCAAUGACUCAUAGGCGCUUUUUGAUUCUCAGACAGAGGGAGAGAGGAUUCAAAGUUGUGACACCGACAAGCUUUCAUUAAGAAACUUUUUUCGCAUCUUGUUUUCUUCACCCCAGAUCGUCCCCGGCCGCUCUCAGACGGGACCUUUAAACUAUGGGACUAAUGGAUUCCUUUUGGGUCUUCACUUUAUUUACAGCUUCAGGUUUUUCAGACUUCCUCCAGGCUUCCGAUAAAAACUUCAUGAUUUCAAACAAAUAUUUGGGGAGUAACCUUUGCCGGUUCUGUGACAUCGAGCCCACCUCUUGCACCAACAGCGGUGUCUGCAUUGUUAACUGCAGCAUUAACUCCAUCUGUGAGAAUAAGGAAGAAGUGUGCGUCUCGAUCUGGAGAAAGCAAGAUGCCAAUGUAACCAUAGAAACACUGUGCCAUCAUCCGGCAACUCCUCUGUACGGACACCUGCUGGAUGACUACAAUAAUACACAAUGCAAGAUGAAAGAAAAAAAGGUUCCAGGCUCCGUGUUCUAUAUGUGCUCAUGCUCGACAGAAGACGAAUGCAACAAAGAUCUGAUAUUUACUGACAAUGUUGAUACUAGACGGGACAACAGGCAAGAGAUAUUGGAGGUUGUCCUCGUCACUCUUGUCCCACUACUUAUCAUCGCUAUCGUGGUGAUCCCUACCUUCUAUUGGUAUCGGGUCCAGAGACGGAGGAAGCUAAACAAAGAGUGGGCAAAGGAUCAAAAGGUCAGGAAGCCAGGUCGUCGGCGCCGGCCUCCAAAUGAACGCAGUGAGGGCAGCGCCAUGCACCUCGACGAUGACCAAUCUGACAUCAGCUCCACCUGUGCCAACAACAUCAACCACAAUACUGAGCUGCUGCCCCUGGAGCUUGAUACAGUGGUGGGCAAGGGGCGCUUCGCCGAGGUUUACAAAGCCAAACUGAGGCAGAGUACCUCAGAGCAGUUCGAGACAGUGGCAGCAAAGAUCUUCCACUUUGACGAAUACAUGUCGUGGAAGAACGAGAAGGAAAUCUUCUCUGACGUCAACCUGAAGCAUGAAAAUGUGCUGCAGUUCCUGACAGCAGAGGAACGUGAGACAGAAAUGGGCAAGCAGUACUGGCUGAUCACGGCCUAUCACCCCCAAGGCAACCUGCAAGACUACCUUAUGAGGCAUGUUGUGAACUGGGAGGACCUGUGCCUGCUGGGAGGAUCACUGGCCAGAGGGAUUGCGCACUUACAUAGUGAAUACACCCCAUGCGGCAGGCCAAAGAUUCCUAUUGCCCACAGGGACCUGAAAAGCUCCAACAUUCUGGUGAAAAAUGACCUGACAUGUUGUUUGUGUGACUUUGGAUUAUCCUUAAGGUUGGAAUCAUCUCUGUCUGUGGAUGAUUUAGCGAACAGUGGGCAGGUUGGUACAGCCAGGUAUAUGGCGCCUGAGGUGCUGGAGUCUCGGAUCAACUUGGAGGACAUUGAGGCAUUUAAACAGACUGAUGUAUAUUCGAUGGCACUAGUUCUGUGGGAGAUAGCAUCACGAUGUACAGCCGUUGGUGAAGUGAAAGACUAUGAGCCUGCCUUUGGUUCCAAGGUCCGGGAGCAUCCCUGUGUAGAAAGCAUGAAGGAUGUUGUCCUGAGAGAUCGGGGAAGGCCUGAGAUCCCCAACAGCUGGCUUAAUCACCAGCUUGUGCAGCAGCUCUGUGAAAUCAUUGUGGAAUGCUGGGACCACGAUCCAGAAGCACGUCUCACCGCACAGUGUGUAGUGGAACGCUUCAAUGAUCUGGAGCAGAUGGACAAGCUCUCUGGCCGGAGCUGCUCUGAGGAGAAGAUUUCGGAAGAUUGCUCUGUCAGUGAGACCAAACAGAGCCUGAGGGUAGUCACUGUGGCAUAAAGAGUGGCUAGUGGACAACAAAGAAGAAUUUGUGGUCAGAUGCGGGCAGUUUGGCGGAAAUCUAGCUUCACUCCCACAGAAGAAACUCUCAUAUCACUUAACAAAGGAUGGGCCAUUCUUCAUGUAAGGAGUGGAGUUCUGGGAACUCAAAAGAAGAGUGGGAUAUAGUUUUGUUAUAGGAUUGCAAUUCUGACCAACUGCUCAGGAAACCAAAGAUUCCAUCGUGUAACCUUUAUCCUUGCACUUUAUUGGUAUAUAUAAGUAUAUAUAUACUUCAAGGAAUUUUCAAUGUUUCUUAUCUCUAUUCAAAGGGUAUUCAUAGGAACAAAGGUGCCUCUUUGAUGACAUUAAGGAAUUGUAUGCAGCAACAAACCGCUUAAAAAUCCACCAGCACCCCCCUCCCCAACCCCUCAAAUGUAUGUUUUUAUUCAUUUAUUCACUUGCCUGGUAUAAUAUAGGAACAAAUUCACCUUGUGUGCUCUUGGAGUGUUCCGCUGUCAUUGUGAAAUAAGUAAAAAAACAUGGUGGACUACAUUGAAAGAUUGAAGGCAAACAGUUGCAUGGGUUCAAGUGAGAAAUUAAGAUUGGGCAGAAGUGGAGGGAGCUUCAGGAACCAGGUCUGGGCCUGCCCAGUUAAAGCUAGAGACUGAUGCCUGUUGUUGAUCUAAUGGACACCACUGCCCUCCCUCAGGGGUGUGAAACUGUGCCAAUCUAAUGGACACCACUGCCCUCCCUCAGGGGUGUGAAACUGUGCCAAUGUAAAGUAAAACCAGAUCUGUUCAUUUCAUUGGAAAAGUGGGUUCUGCUGAUUUGCUGGUCUGAUAGUGUACUAGGGAUAAUUGAUUUACGGAAGUGACAGGGAAAUUAUCAUUCAGAUGAUAGUGGUGGCAGGAGUACGUUGGUUGGCCUGUAUGCAAACAUAACCUGAAACAUUUAGUCAGUAGGUCUACAGAUCUGGAGCCUGUGAAGUGGUCAUUGGGCAGAUCUCAGGCAGGAAACUUUGGACUUAACACUUUGUCUGUCUGAAAUCCACAUUAUCUGCAUCCUAACCAAUUAAAAUCAUCAGUGUACAGACUACUAGUAGCUUCUGGGUCACUUCAGAGGGCAGUGAAGCAUCAGCCACAUUAGUACAUUAGUGUGGAACUGGAGUCAUGUGUUGGGCCAGACUGGGUAAGGAUGGCAGAUUUUCUUCCUUAAAGGACAUUAGUUGUUUAUUUAUGACAAUCUGAGAGCUUCAUGGCCCUUGUUACUGCCCAAUUCACACCAACAAUACUCAGUAUAGUGGCUCACAGAUAAAAUAGGCAAUUAUGGGAGGAUCAGGACUACUGCUGGUGGCCAUGGAGCUACAUCAGAGCAUUCAGCAAUUAUAGCAGGGAGGAGAGGGCAUGGUGGUGCAGAUGAAAAAGCUAACAAUUCUGCCUAAUAUGCAUUCAUAUACACACAGCCUUUGUCUUUUGCAUUUGGCCUGAUGAGGACUCUGUUGACAGGCCAGUCGCCACGCAGAUUUUUAAAUUCAGGGCAUUGGGUGCACCCUGUUUUGAGAGUAUCUGAGGAAAGGUCUGACUGGGGUGCGAUGGUUCAUCUGAAUUCUUUCUGAUCUGUACCAAAGUCUGCAUUAGUCCUGAUUUCUUGCAAGAUAGGAUGUGGUUUGCAUAAUGAUAUUAGCUAUAGUCAGUCAUACCUCCAAGACAGGAAACAUUUUUCAGCUAGUAUAAAUAAAAUGUUGUGUAGCCCAAGUUUCUCACAUACAGUAAUUCUGUUUGAGCAAACAGUAGGCGUAACUUGGAAUCUACUUGUAAAUUGCUGAGGUAAGCAAUGAGAGCAUUGACUCCAAUUUGUCAUCUUUAUGUUCCGGAUGUCUGACUUUAACCCAACUCACUAAAGUACAGUCCCCCAGAGUCAGGCUGAUGGCCACUUCUAAACCAAAGACACUCAGGCCUGGAUUUUCACUACUGGGUCGGGAGCACAGAGUCGUCCUGUUUCCUGGCUCCACAAACCUGACACGGGCGAAAGUGCCCCAGAAGCUGGGAUUUUUGUUCCAGGAUGGCAGGGUUCUCUGGGAGUCCAGCCUACCACUGUGGAACUAAUGCAGAGAUGGAGUGUGCAGAAGGCUCUGUGCCCUGGCACUGUCCAAGAUUUUUUUUUUAAAUGAACAAAAACGUCCCUCCAGCCCUCAUCCCUCAGCCCCCCUUCAACCCCCACACGCUGCCCAUGCCCCAUCCAUGCCAUUGCAUGCCACCUCAUGCCCUCUACCCACCCCCAUGGUCCCUCAUACCCUCCAGGCCAACCCAUGCCCCUACACAUUCACUCAUAACCACUCAUACCACCCAUGCCAACUUAUGCCCCUCUACCCACCCCAUGUGUAUUUAUAGUCCCUAUGCCAACUUAGUGCUAACUCUAGCCUAGCCAUGGCCCCACCCAGCACCCUUUGCCCUUACAUCUAACUUGCCAACUCACUCCACCAUGAGCAGAAGUCAAAACCCAUGCUGAGAUUAAAUGCAAUAAAUUUCCCUGUAUAUUGAUGAAUUCACUAUUAAAAAACAAACAUUCCAUUCAAGUGUUUCACCCCUUAUAAAAACAAACAUUGGAAUUCAUAGUCCUACUUCAAAGAGUCUAUAGCCCCUUGCAGCUGCCAAUCAAACUGUGAAAUGGAAGGCACCCUACUGUGAAAAUGGAAGAUUGCGAAAUCAGUCAUGCAGCACUAAUCAAGUACUGGUAGCCUUGAGGCUUAUGUCAAGAGACAGAGUGAAACAGAAAAAAAAUGAUUCUUUUAAACACUCCAGAAUUUUUUUCAAAGAUUUAAAGGACAGGAAUUUUAAAUUCCUUGACAGCUUGACAAUCUAUUUUGACACAUUUGACAACUGCCUUUGAGAGUUCAUUUUGGCACUUUUGACAGUUGCUUCUGACAGUUCAUUUUGACACAUCUAACAUUUCAAUGAGCUAGACGGUUAAUGGGUUUUUGCACAUUUUACACACAUUCAUGCCUAAUUUUAACAAUCCCAAGGGGCAUAUACCUGUCUCAAGGGCCACAUGACCUUCCCAAAGGGCAUCUGACCUCGCUCAGAGGUAACCCUGGACCAUAUCCAAAAGGGAUACCAUAUCUCUCCAAAAGGGCUCCCCGCCUCACACCUGCCAAGUCUAACUGUGCUCACCGUGCUUCACACACUUGGCUCACCAAAAUCACACUUGAGUGGAGGCACCUGCUGAUUUAAAUGGGCAUCUGCCUCCACGUAACAUGCAUGCGUAAAUCCCGUCCCGGGCCCAUUUCUGCCCCUACGAAAAUCCAGGCCUCAAUGCCUAUGUAUUAGCCCCUGCUCUCUUUGUUGUAAUGGUGCUCUGAUAUGAAUCAAUAUAGGCAAUCACUGCAGAUUUGAUAACAGUUCUCAUAACCAAUCCAGUCAAAGCAUUAGUUAGUGGUGAAACCAGUGUGCUUAAAAGGACAAAGCCACCUCCACUAAUUAUUCAUAAGUUUCAAGGAGGAAUUGUGAUUGGCUCCAAAGGUCAGGUGGUGCCACUAGUUUUGGAACCAAUUAGCUUCAACCCACAAAAUAAUUAUCCUUGGCAUUUUCCUCUCAAUUGGCACAGUGCGCAAACAAUAUGUCAUUGUUAAGACACAGAGGAAAAUGUCGUGCUACUCUAACACCAAAUCAACUGCAGGAAUGACAUUCUCAGAUCAUACUGUGUUGUGCCAAAACCAUAUCUUACAUUAAGAUUAGGAAUGAAAUUGAGACUAAAAGGCUAAAUUUUGAGGACAGGUUGCAUUGACUCGACUUAUAUUCAUUUGAGUAUAAAAAAAAUCAUGAGGUGACGUGAUUGGGGUGUUUAGCCUGAUUAAAAGAUUUGAUAGGGUAGAUAGAGAGAAACUAUUUCCUCUGGAUAAGGGUCUCAAACAGGGGGGCAUCCCUUAAAAUUAGAGCUGCACCAUUCAGGAAGCAUUUCUUCACACAAAGGGUAGUGGAAAUCAGUAAUUCUCUCUUCUCCAAAAAGCUGUUCGAAGUUAGGUCGAUUGAAAACUUUAAUAGUUGGCUUUUUAUUGGGCAAUAGUAUUAAGGAACCUAGAAUGAAGACUGGUGAAUGGAGUUAAGAUUCAAGUCAGCUGUGCCUAACAAACUGAUGGAACAGGCUUGAAGGGCUAAAUGACCCAUUAUUUUGUUCCUAUGGCUCCAUAAAGAAUUUGAUUAAACAAGAUUACCUAACCCAUUGUCUGGGGAUUUGCGCACCCUAUUAACAUAUUAAUGUUGCUUGGAACUGAAAUAUUAUAUUGCAAGUUCUUCACUGCAGACUGUGAUUUUUUUUUAAGAAUAUUGCAAAAUUUAAGCUGCACACACAUAAAACUGACUAUAUAAACUGGCUCCGUUAUAUUAAUUGGUUUUGUGGGGCUUGGAGAUUAAUCAAGGUUCAGGACUAUAAGCUGCUUGAAUGUAUUUUUAUGAAAUUGUCACUAUAUAUAAUCCUCAUUUUUAUAUCUUUUUGUAAAUGCUGGAGUGCUCAACUUAUAUUAAGUGGCUACAUAAUUGUUUUAAUACAAGUAAUUGACAUUUAUGCAAAAAAGAUGUAAGGUGAUUUUUUUUUCAUAGGAUUAAUGUGUCUGACAGUCUUUCGAAAGCUUUUAUAUUGAGAUGAUGUUAAAGGGACUUUCAGGCAAUCUCAGGACAAGAGUCAUUGGUGAGAGUCAUUAAAUGGCACACUCUCCAUAUAUUGCUUGAUAUAUUGUACAAUUUUUUAAAUGUCUGAUGUUUUCCAUAUAGGAUACUUACCAAAAUUUUCAUUGGUACAAGUGUCACAUGAAUUGAAUCCUUAAGAAUCCAACCACCUCAAAAGUGAAACAGGAAUGGAGUGAACAAAUAUGCACAACAAUUUUUUACUUAUUUUUGUUUUGGAAUACACACAUUGACAAUUACUUGGGCGCAGUAACUUAAUUUAUCUAACAAAAUCCGUGUUUUUCCACUUUUGAGCUUCAGUUUUGUGCAUGAGCCAAUAUGAAACCUUUUACCGAUUAACUUUGCCCCAUCAACCUUGGGUCAUCCAACAAAAGGAAGAAAGUAAUUUUUAAGACUCCUUUUCUCAAAUAGGAACUCUGUUCAGAAUAAAAUCCCAUCUUGCUGUAUUUAUUUACAAAAAAUAGCUCACUAAUAGUUUUUGGCUGUUGUAAUAAAUACAAACUAUUUUGUGACAAAUGUUACAAAAUCUAUGACUUGGGACUUCAGUCCAUUAAAUAGGAAUGAAUGUAAAUUGGUGCACAGCAGGGAAAUAGAAAACUUUAUCUGAAUGAUUAACAAUAUAUUUUACACCGUUUAAAGCAAUAUCCAAUCUUAUAUGUACGUGUGUAAACGCACACACAUAAUAAUUAUCUUUGCAAUGUAAAGAGAGUAUUGUAUAUAUUAAAAAGAAACUAUUAAACAUAUUAUUUGCAUCUCAUUGUAUAAAUAAAGAAAAGUUCUAAAUUC